Molecule: messenger RNA, 765 nt
Organism: Zymoseptoria tritici IPO323
Lineage: Eukaryota; Fungi; Ascomycota; Dothideomycetes; Mycosphaerellales; Mycosphaerellaceae
Exons: 3
Coding region: 1-765 (254 amino acids)
Source: RefSeq, a predicted model, not a curated record
AUGGAAGACCGCUGGGCAGGUGCGCGUGCUGUGAGACGCCGUACAAGCUCGAGCGCGCGUGGAACUGAGUACGUUGCUGGACGCAAAGACCAUCUCUCCGCCCGACGGACGUUCCCUCCGACUGGUCAAUUUGGAGUUGAUGGGCGCCUUCGCACCGGCUCAGUCCACUUCUGUACCAUCAUCACCUCCAAGGAAGCCGGCGUGACUGUCCGAAACGGCUACCAAAACUUUGCCAACCUUGGCGACAAGUGUCCGUGUUGGCGUCAGCAAGAUUGGGUCGUGCGUGCACAUCUGUCGCGACUUUCAGCAUCUGGAUCAAGCAGUGGCGCAUGCUCUCGUGAAUUUGGCGGAGCCUCCAAAAUGUGGGUGGAACGCGACGCGGUGAUUCCUGGUCACCAAUACCAUACCAUGCCAUGUCUCGGGCUCGAUGCAUACUCGGCGAUGCAUGCUCGGCGUGGGUUCUACGAGACAGACGCAUGGGAGACUUCGUGCCUGACAGUGCUCAAAGGAGCAGGGCUACAUCAUCCAGAGAGAUGGGCUUCGGACCAUUUCCAGUUCCCGAGGCAAUAUCCGCAGACCAAGCCGGUACUCGAAGAGCAGAGCGAGGAAGUUGUAUUAAGGAGAUGUACGAGGCUGAAGGAAGCUACCUCCGGCACUUGGGACGCGCGAGCCAACAGAAAGCGGAGGAAGAAGAAAGCAACAAUUCGCAAGCGCUGCGGCAGCCAGCCAGUUGAGGACACAUCGAGAAUGGCUGAGAAGAUGUGA